CCACGACUCCAUGACACUCUAAAUAUAGAACAUUUCAGAAAGUAAGACGGAAAGUAGGCAAAAAACGGUGAUGUUCCCGGGACGGUGUGCUUCACUUGAUGCAUGUAUGCUUCCUCAGCUGCAGAGAAGCCAAAAAGGGAGACUGUGUGGAAUGGAGGAAAAGAGGAGGAGAUAAAACAACGCACAGAGAGACUGGCUGGGGGUAAAAAAACAACAGGAAACCGAAGCAACUCUAAUGCUGUUUCUGCAAAUCCCUCUGAGAUAAAGCAGUGUACUGCCUUCACCGCUCUACAUCCAGGCUUGUAAAAAGUUGGCCCGUGCCUUUUCUUUGAUCAUCAUUUGAUAUUUUGACUUUCUAAAGCGGUUUAAGUUAAACUGUGACGUCAUUUCUGCUCUCAGCCUCCAACACUGUGGUUAGUCAAGAUGUGAGCGGAUGCAGUCUUUUGGGAGCUGAUUGCUGGGAUUUCUAUGUGGCUGCUUUUUCACCUACAAACCCUCUCUCAGGGUCAUAUGGAUCGAUCGUCGCGCUUUCAAAGAUUUGUUUGUUUCAAGCAUCUGGACUACUAACUGGAGCCACAUGAAGAAUAAAGGGACUAAGCAGAAAUCCAAAAAGAAAAGAAGUGAAGAUGCGUUUGGCUGUGACCUGAUAGAACAUCUCCAGAAUUCAGGACAAGAUGUCCCUCAGGUUCUGCAGAAAUGUGCAGAGUUCAUUGAGCAGCAUGGCAUCGUGGAUGGAAUAUACAGACUGUCAGGCGUCACAUCAAACAUCCAACGUCUCAGGCAGGAAUUUUGCUCUGAGGCGUGCCCUGACCUUACAAAGGAAGUGUACCUCCAGGACAUCCACUGUGUGGGUUCCUUAUGUAAGCUGUACUUCAGGGAGCUUCCCAAUCCCCUGCUCACUUACGAGCUCUAUAGUAAAUUCACUGAAGCCGUCUCAGUGCAGGGGGAUCAUGAGAAACUCUUACAGAUUCAAAAAGUCAUCAAAGAACUGCCCGUCCCCCAUUUCAGGACUCUGGAGUACCUUACCAAGCACCUGGCCCACCUUGCCACCUUAAGCACCCAGACAAACAUGCACACGCGCAACCUGGCGCUGGUGUGGGCUCCAAAUCUGCUGAGAUCUAAAGACAUCGAGGUUUCAUCCUGUAAUGGAGACAUGGCUUUCCAGGAGGUGCGGGUACAACAGUCAGUGGUUGAGUUUAUUCUAAACCACACGGAGCAGAUCUUCAGCCACGAAUCUGUGCAAAUCAAACCCAAAGAAGGGCUGAGUUUGGUUUGUGGGGAGAAGUAUGCCACGCUCCCUAUUGGCGGACAGUGUGGGCCGAUGAAACUGAUGAGCCUGGAAGAAGCCCAAGCACGCUCCUUGAGCCCAAACCACCCAGUGCAUAAAGAGCGACAGCGUGAGAACAGUCUGCCUGACACCAGCACCGCCACGCUGUACCACACUGUCAUCGACAUAUCAGACAGCAAGAGAAAGUUUUCUGGGAAAUCAAAGAAGUGGAAGUCUAUCUUCAACCUGGGCAAGUCGGUUUCAGACUCUAAGGGGAAACUGAGCCGGAAUGGGAGUGUGUUUAUACGAGGACAGAGUCUCACAGAAAAGACAUCUCUUCGACCAGCCAGGAGCAUGGAGUCCUUGUGCUCCCUACCAGCAGAUGAUGACAGAGCAGGAAAAAGUCCAGCCAGUGGAACCAGUAACAUUUUUGUUCCAGACGUGAAAUCCAGAACACUGGGAUCAGACUCACUGUACGACCUGAGUGAACAGGAACCAAAUUGGGAUUUUAAAGGGAAGAAAGCCGGCGGUGCAACAGGUGGUCGGAGCCCUGGUAUGAAUCAAACGGGGCCCGCAGGUGCCUCGGCUCCUCCUCAGAAGACACUUCCAGAACAACUGAAGGUCUUCAAAGGUGAUGACCUCAGUGGCUACAAACCCACAUCUCCUAAAAACAGGAGAAUGUUGUACUCAGGCUCCUCCCACAACAGCUCAUCUCGGCCCUCUUUCCCAGGGAGCUUUUUCCCGCUGGAGUCUUCCCCUCGGCACCAGCGCAAAGCCGUCAACAUAUCUGAACCCUUUGCUGUGUCAGUGCCACUGCGAGUGUCAGCAGUGAUCAGCUCCAACAGCACUCCCUGCAGAGGGCCAGUUGCAGCCACUCUGAAACCCUGCAAAGAGAGCGCACUGUCGGAGCAGAGCAGCAACAGUGGUAAGAGCAGCAUUUUCCCCCAACUGGAAACAGAGAAUCAAGACAGAGAAGAGAGGAGGAACACUGAGGAGACAACCUCUGGAGUCGUGCCAGAGGAUUCAAGUGGAGAAGUGUUGCAAGAGGGUCAACAAGGGAUGGAUAACUCUGAACUGGAACAGUCUUCCCUUGCAAAUGCAAAGGAGGAUGAAGAUACAGCGCCAUCUCCUGGCAAAGAACUGCAAACCCUGCCAGCCAUGCAACUGGACAAGGGAACUCCCCCCACUGGGAAGGAGCUGUGGCCUGACCUCCACCAAGAGCUUAAAAUAACUGAACCCGAGAUUGACUUGAUGAAUGAGACAUUCAAGCCUGUUUUCUUCGCCAAGAGCACUUGUGAGGAUUUUAGGCUGAAGACAAAUGUUCAGUCAAAAAGAAGCAGCAGCUCUCCAACUCUGUCUUUGUUAUGUAGGGAGCAGGCUUCAAACACCCCUUUGAGUGAUCAUGUUAUCGCCAGUGAAUCAGCCUCUGCAAAGAAACAACCCUCAGAGUCAGACAUCCUAUUUUCUCUUCACAAAACCUUCAGUUUCACUGUUGGUGGAAACACAGAAAACGUUCACUCUGCUGAUAUGAUGAAUGACAAACAGAACAAACUGCAUCAGAUCUCUCCAAAACUGCAGCCCCUAAACACAGAUAAACCUGUUGAUACUAAGAACCGGCAUGCUCCCUCCAUGGACACGUGUUUAGACCUUGCUCCACAAAGACAGGGUAUAAAACCUUUGCUGACAGGAGAUCCUCCACCAGAUACAGCUCUGUCAACUGCAAGUAAAAACUACAAGAAAUCAGAAAAAGAAGAAGUUUCUCAGGUGGAGCAAAAGGCCUCCUAUGCUGGUGGAAAGAAAAAUGUGAAUUCUGAGUUGGACAGUAUUCAAAGGUUAUCAGUUUGUUUGGAAGACAGGCCCAAAACCUUGGAGCUCCCAAAUCUUGAUGAUGAAGAUAUUUGUGGAGGAAAUUCAGAGGAGCUGGACUUAGUGGAGCCUUGGGAGGAUCUAAGCUCCACCAAACAGUGGGUUACCAGUCCUCUCCACUCACCUGAACUAAAUGACUUGUUUGGCAACCUGCCACAAGCACCUUCCUGCUCUCUAGGGGAAACUUUGAGCUCAGAGAAAGGAAACACUUCAUCUCCCUCAUUUAACAGUAGCAAACUGACUGAUAAAUCAUCUCUUUCUAGGAGUGCUGAAUGCUUCUCAGGAAACACUUCUCAGAUAUGUAGCGGCAAACCCGAAACCAAAGGGACCUUUGUGCAGGCGUUACCUACAAAAAUCAACAUGGCCAGCCAUAAUGCACCACAGCCUCACACAGUCAAGUGCAGUACAACCAAGCAGAAGAACACCUUGCCAUCUCAGAGAUUUUACAGACAGAUGUCUCACGAGACUGCGCUUUCAGAGAAAAGAGAAGAGAACCUCUUCUCUAAACACAGGCCGUAUUCACUUAAUUUGGACUUGGGACAUAGGUGCAUAAGAGAUAUUUCUAAUCAACAAAACCGUAGCUCCUCUGAGUUCUCCUCCAGUCAGAGGGGAUUGCUGACCCCAUCUGGAACUGUAAGCAAUGGACUCCCCUUGGACCUGGAGUCGUUUCUCAGUGAUCACCAGGCGCCUCUACGCCGUAACUCUGCUCCAGUUAGUGUGUCGUCGGUCCGAACAGCAUUCAUGAUAAAGACAUGCCAGGCCAAAGCUGUGCCAGUCAUACCUCCGAAGGUGCAGUAUAGUCAGAUACCUCACUCCAGGACUGAGAAAGAUUUUGACGCAGGAAAGGGACAAGAAAAGGAAUACACUAAAAUGAAUACGGAGAAAACCAACACUGUACUUCCUCAGGCAAUUGCAGAUCUAAAGGAGGAGCGAGAGAACAAGGAACCUGCCCCCAAACACCAAAGACAGCAAAAUGCAGAGAAGUCUGCUGAGUCUAUGAAGACCACAUCGACCCCAGAGCUCCCAGUAAUAACGAGGAGACAUGCUCCCAAUCAUGACAUAUUCGUUGAUUGCCCCAGACCCAACAGAGCAAACCUCUUACAAAGGCCAUCCUUUAGGAACAGGCAGAGACCACAGAGCCUUAUUCUGCUCAGUCCCCCUUUUCCCAUCAUGGACUACCCACCAUCAGGGGAUGAUGGCAAGCUACUCCUUUCCCCUGUCAAGAGCCUUGACACAUCAACCAUGAAUGCCUUGUCAAAAGAAAUGGCAGAGAACUUCAGGGCCCCAGAAGGGAUAACUCUUCAAAAUAAAAUGACUAUUCCAAAAAGUGGACAGAGGUUGGAAACAUCAACCAGCUGCUUCUACCAGCCACAGAGAAGAUCAAUGAUAUUCGACAGCAGGAGCCACAGGCAGAUCGAGUGACUGGAACAAGAAUCACUGCUUAUGAGAUCUUUAGUUUGUAAAUACAUGUAUAAUGAAACUGAAAGGACUAGAUGAAUGAAAUUAUAAUCUAUUGCAAAUAAUAGAUGAC
Messenger RNA from Myripristis murdjan (pinecone soldierfish), 4664 nucleotides. It is a transcript of the gene arhgap31, whose product is annotated as Rho GTPase activating protein 31. Gene Ontology annotation, biological process: small GTPase-mediated signal transduction. Bases 578 to 4555 code for a protein of 1325 amino acids. Gene Ontology annotation, molecular function: GTPase activator activity. Gene Ontology annotation, cellular component: lamellipodium. The record is from RefSeq and is a predicted model, not a curated record. The transcript has 12 exons. NCBI's taxonomy places the organism in Eukaryota, Metazoa, Chordata, Actinopteri, Holocentriformes, Holocentridae.